This is a messenger RNA of Durotheca rogersii, 1654 nucleotides long. RefSeq lists its product as uncharacterized. The record is from RefSeq and is a predicted model, not a curated record. Bases 311 to 976 code for a protein of 221 amino acids. The transcript is spliced from 2 exons. Lineage: Eukaryota; Fungi; Ascomycota; Sordariomycetes; Xylariales; Xylariaceae.
GUCGUCACGCAUCUCGGAAUGACUGGGUACCUAAUUAGGGCCUGAUGGCGGGGUUCGUCGUGGUUAAUAGAAUGUCUUCGGUUGUUUUUACUGCCUGUUAGCCUCUUUUUUUAAAGCUACCUGUCAUUUCCCUAUUUAGGGCACCCAAAGCACCGGCACCUCCUCAGAAUCUAGUACUGAAUGGGCUAGUGCAGGUGGUGCUAGGCUGAGCAGGAAUGUAGGGAGGUAUUCAGGUACCCAAGACGCCAUAGACUCCGUAAGCACACCUGGGCAACUUCAUCCGCUCAAACAAAAACAACUGCGCUUGCGGAUGGCUUCAGAUCAGCUCCCUCUCCGCGUGCCUAGGACUCGCGCCAGCAUCUACGGCAAACACACGAGAAUACGACCUGGCUUCCUAUCAACACGAGCUAGCCGUACACGCCUUGCGCGGCGUCGCUGUUUAGAGAGAGCCAAGCACGCCUUUCGAACCACCGAUGGAAUCGGUUUACCGUGUAAUAUUCAACCGGGAGCGGCAAGACGGCGACCUCCCCAGUCCAGGCGCGUCGAAGGGGGAACCAUUGUCACGACCCCAUUCCGUCAUACCUCGGCGGAAUAUAUUGCCUCGCCUUUACCCGGAAUAGCCAUCUCAAACUCUCGCGAACACACGAUCGCCCUGCCGUCAAGUCUUCUCGCUGCCCCUCUAGCCGUCCUCCAGCUCCGCAUUUCGCCGCAUGUGUCCAUUCUGCCCUCACAUGCGCUCCCACGCAAUCCUGCCACGAGGUUGUGGCCAAUCCGGGGCACGAAAACCCGGAUGCGGCUGGAAACCGACGUCGAGAGGCGUGGGUGCACAAGUUGUCCUCGGCCGGCGAGGCGCAAGUGGAUCCGUCAGGUUACUUCCUCUCAUUUUUACAGAAAAGGCGCGACAUUGCGGUGGCUCGAUCGCGGCGUCGACCUUUUCUCCGGUUCCCUCUGUUCCGGACUGACGCCUUGGAAAUAAGAAAAAUGGGGAGAUGCUUCAUGAUGUGCCCCACCGCACCUGAGAGCCGCUGUCAUCGCAUUGGCCGCCUGAGCUGCGCAGGCCGGGCGAGACCCGGAGCUUAGGUAGGGGUAGGGUAUGGCCAGCCUGCGCGGUUGACGAACCAAACAAUCUCUGCCCUCCACUCAUCUUCGUCGGACGGCGCCUCAUUGGCAAAUCCGAGUUGUCUACGCAGUCAUCUGGGAGCGUUAAAGCUGCCCCCUUGCUGGUCGCUACCAGCCUCAGCUCGUAUUUCUUUCUAUUCUUGGUGUCUUGGCUGCUUGAGCCACAGACGGGAUCACCCCUGCUUCUACCACCGCGAGGGCAGCUCUCCCUAUAAUCCCGCCCACGAUUUGCCCAGCUGUGUGUGUGAAGGCCCCCCAUACAUAUGUAGGCCUGCGCAAAUAUUGAUCCGACAGAUCGUUCCAGGCCUCAUUUUGAUUCGUCACUACUACCUGGCACGACGUGUCGGCUCGUAGUGUAUAAUCAGCUCCGCCUUUGUGGAAACCUGGUCGGUCUUUUUCGUGGACUUCUGUUGUGGACUUCUGUCGGGUCCGUGGAUGGCUUGACGGGGGACUUUCCGAUAGAGCGACCCCAUUCCUCCACACAUCAAAACACGGCAAAGUGAUUUUCAGCAUCCAAAAUAUGCCAAAAUAUGCC